Bombyx mandarina (wild silkworm) is the source of this 1051-nucleotide messenger RNA. RefSeq names its product alpha-tocopherol transfer protein. Gene Ontology annotation, molecular function: phosphatidylinositol bisphosphate binding. Gene Ontology annotation, cellular component: membrane. The record is from RefSeq and is a predicted model, not a curated record. NCBI's taxonomy places the organism in Eukaryota, Metazoa, Arthropoda, Insecta, Lepidoptera, Bombycidae.
UAGUAUUUCAAAAGAUUAUUGCUAGUGAUUCGUAUACAUAGUAAAACAAAUAAAUUAGUUCCGUAUUAAUUAUUAUUUUUUGCCUUGAUUUUUUCUCUGUGCGCAAAUUUUGUAAUUCGUUAUACAGACGAGAUAAUGUCGCUCAGUCCGUCUACUGGGUUCCCACUGGAGGAAGAGUACAAGAAGAACACCGGCAUCACGCCUUGGGAAAUAGCUGAACUAAGAAGCUGGCUGGAGACACAACCUCAUUUGCCAAGUGAUGUCAUUACAGAUAUGGAUUUAAUCUUAGCCCAUCAUAGCUGCAAGAGGAAUCCGGAGCAAACGAAACAAGUGCUGGAGCUACACUACACGCUGAAGACUCAGUACUCGUUUUUCCAAAAUCGAACGCUCGACGAUGAAAUGGAACUCACAUUGAAGAGAAUGUUGCUCAAACCCCUACCAUCACGCACUAAAGACGGUUACGCCGUGUUCUAUUCGCGACUGCUCGACUUUGAACCAAAACAUCUAAUCUUGCAAGAAGCACUAAAGUCAGUAUUAAUGGUUCUCGACCUAUGGCAGUAUCUCGAAGGCACAUGGCCCGGUUUAGUCAUUAUCUUCGACUUGGAGGGUUUCAGAUUAAGCCACAUGUUCCGGCUUGAAUUGCAAACUGUUCAGCAAUUCUUACACUAUUUAGAGCACGCGAUGCUGGUACAAUUAAAGGGCAUACAUUUAAUGAACGCGCCCUUUUUCGCCAACCGACUGCUAAUGAUCUUGAAGAGGUUCGUUGGGUCUGAAAUGAUGCAUUUGGUGAACACCCAUACCGCUGGGUCUAACACGCUGGCCGAAUAUGUCGACGUGGAGAUUCUGCCUAAAGAGGCCGGUGGAAGUUUUAGAAGCUUAGAGGAGUGCAGAGAUGACACUAUUGCCAUGAUGAAAAAAAAUAAAGAUUUUUUCCUUCAAGAAAACAAGAAACGUGUGACGGAAUCCCUUCGACCUAAAAAAAGUCAAAAUAAAAAAAAAGCGGAGAAGUGUCAUAAUAUUGAUUAAAUAGCUUAAAGUUGUUAAGGUUAAA